Molecule: messenger RNA, 864 nt
Organism: Zymoseptoria tritici IPO323
Lineage: Eukaryota; Fungi; Ascomycota; Dothideomycetes; Mycosphaerellales; Mycosphaerellaceae
Exons: 2
Coding region: 1-864 (287 amino acids)
Biological process (GO): protein histidyl modification to diphthamide
Molecular function (GO): diphthine synthase activity
Source: RefSeq, a predicted model, not a curated record
AUGUUGUACAUCAUCGGCCUGGGCCUUGCGGACGAGCGCGACAUCUCCACCAAAGGACUGGAGAUUGUCCGCAAAGCAGACAGGGUCUACCUCGAAGCCUACACGGCGGUCCUCUUGGUGGAGAAAGAGCAAUUGGAGUCUUACUAUGGCCGAUCGAUUAUCAUCGCAGACCGUGAAAUGGUCGAAUCAUCUUCGGACGAGAUCCUCGCCAACGCUGAUGCGGUCGAUGUCGCAUUCCUAGUAGUAGGAGAUCCGUUCUCCGCAACCACUCAUACCGACUUUGUCCUUCGAUGUCGACAACACGAGCCGCCGAUUCCGACUCGCACACUACCCAAUGCCUCGAUUCUCACAGCUGUCGGCGCAACAGGAUUGAGUCUGUACAACUUCGGCCAGACUGUCAGCAUGGUGUUCUUCACGGACGAUUGGAGGCCAGACAGCUUUUACAAUCGCAUUCGAGAGAAUGCUGACUUGGGAUUCCACACAUUGGUAUUGUUGGAUAUCAAGGUCAAAGAGCCGGAUUUGAAAGCAAUGGCAAGAGGCAAGAUCAUAUACGAGCCACCGAGGUUCAUGACGGUCGCGCAAUGCGCCAGUCAGAUGAUCGAAGUGGAGGAAGCACGGGCAGGGAACGUCUGCAAUAAGGAGAAACUCGCGAUCGGGGUGGCAAGGUUGGGCAGUGAAGGCGAGCAGAUUGUGGCCGGCACGCUCGAGGAGCUCACUCAAGCAGAUUUGGGCAAGCCACUCCAUAGCUUGGUGCUCUGUGGAAAGACAAUGCACGAGAUGGAGUGGGAGUUUGCGAGAGGCUACGCUGUGGACCAGGCGAAGUUUGACGAGAUAUGGAAGAGAGACUAUGGUAUCCAAAAAUGA